AUGGAUGCAGAGAGCCAGUUGCGGCGACUGCGAAAGAACGUUGAAGAGCAGAGCCAAGAGAUCGCCAGGCUCACCUCCGAACUCGGGCAGCAGACCCGCCUGGUGAAGUUGCUGGAUGAGAAUCUGCAGCAGACUUCACAGCAGACCUUUGCCCUGGAGUACCGCCUCUCGAACUUGGAGCAUGAGCGCGAAACAAGCCAACGGUCGACAAGGAUGGCCUUCGAAUCCCUGGGGGCCAGAGUGACCGAGCUUGGUAUCGAGGUGGCUGAACUACCCACAGCGAAAGAGAUGAAGGACACGUGGCGCCAGCUUGAGCAGUCUCUUGUCACUUUGGAGCAUCAGCUCCGACGUGAGUUGGACGGCCGCGCGGAGGCUCUGGACCGUGAGCUGAAAGGAUUGGGGGGCCGCCUCGAGGAGGUGCACGCCGGCCUGCGAAAGGACUCCGCCGGGAUCCGGAAAGAUUCGGAUAGCAACCGACAAGACAUCGCAGCCUUGCUGAGACAUCUCUGGGGCGACGAGCUGCCUGCGCGAGCCGUCUUCGUUGAUGAGAAGCCGGACCAGUCACAGGUAUCCACCCAGCCCAUGGAGCCCAUCACGGAGCCCAUCACGGAGCCCGUGACUGGGCCCGCAGCGACCCACUGCACUGGCUCCACUGGCCCUGCCGGCCAGUACAGGCAGGCAGCUGCAGGUCUGCCUCUGGUGCCGCGCAUAAGACAGGCGGAAGAGCGGCUGACCUCCUUAGAUGGCAAUCGCAAGGCUGACUACGAAACCAUUCUGGGCAAGCUGGAGCUAAAGGCUGAUAGGGAUGAGAUGACGAAGCUUUUGGCCACGAAAUCGGAUGUGGAGCACACUCACGACCGACUGGUUUCCAUGGAUGGUUCCGCAACCUUUGCACUUUGA
Messenger RNA from Symbiodinium natans, 900 nucleotides. The record is from the annotation of a GenBank genome assembly. Lineage: Eukaryota; Dinophyceae; Suessiales; Symbiodiniaceae.